UUUACUAAAACGAAGACAACAAGAGGAUUCAUUGAAGGAUAUUCCUCACUCCGAAAGAUAUUGGUUUAAGGCGGUUUUAAAACCUUCACGGAUAUGAACACACAUGCAUCUCUUGCACGCUGACUAUCUUAGUAAAAAAUAAAAUAAACAGGACUGGUAUACUUUUGUCCAAGACACGCAAUGUUGAAACUAUUACCAGAAGUAGUAUUGGAGAAAUCCAUUGAAGUGCCCGGAAUCAAGUACUCGACCCACAUCACGAUUCUACCAUCAGAUCGUUUCUGUAUCAGUGAUGAUUUUUCAACCCUCGUUUUGGCUGACCAAUCAGGCAACUUGCUUCACACAAUCUCUGACGUCAGCGACAAAGGUCACGGGACCCACACGGUGACGUCAUCCGGAGAUCUUAUUUAUCUAGACAAUGGACACAACGUCUGUCGUUUGUCUAGCAAGGACAAAACUAAGAACGUAUUGUUUAGUAUUAAAGAUCCAUGGACUCCUUGGUGUGUCUACAGUUCUCCAUCCAAUGGCGAUAUGUUGAUAGGAAUGAAGACAGCGGGUAAACAAGACUCGAAGGUCUUGCGAUUCAACAGUUCCGGAAAAGAACUUGCUGUCUUCAAACAGAAAGACUCUAAAAACAAUUGUUUAUUUGGUAUCCCUCAUUAUAUUACAGAAAACAAAAACGGUGACGUCAUAAUUUCUGACAUGAAGACGGCCAUAGUUGCGAUGACACGUGAUGGGGAUUUUAGGUUUAAUUAUAGGGGACCGCCCUUCCGUUACAGGCGUUUACUUGCGCGCGCAGUUUGCACGGAUGCUCUAUGUAACAUCAUCGUUAAUUGUGCCACAACUGGAUCGGUACAAAUUAUUGACAAAGACGGGAAGUUCCUAGCACUGUUGUUAGAGCCAGCAGAAACUGGCAUGAAUUUGAUUCCAUACGGACUUGCCUAUGACACCGAAAGCAACUUGUUGGUCAUUGGAUCACAAACUGGGAAUAUUUUAUCGGUUAUAAGCAUUUACAGAACUAAAGACCUAGUAUUAACCAAGUAAAAGCAUUCAACAAAUAUUAAAAUCUUUUUGGAAA
Saccostrea cuccullata (small rock oyster) is the source of this 1075-nucleotide messenger RNA. RefSeq lists its product as uncharacterized. The coding region runs from base 181 to 1041 and encodes 286 amino acids. The transcript has 2 exons. Lineage: Eukaryota; Metazoa; Mollusca; Bivalvia; Ostreida; Ostreidae. The record is from RefSeq and is a predicted model, not a curated record.